Colletotrichum karsti is the source of this 1053-nucleotide messenger RNA. RefSeq lists its product as uncharacterized. Gene Ontology annotation, cellular component: membrane. The record is from RefSeq and is a predicted model, not a curated record. NCBI's taxonomy places the organism in Eukaryota, Fungi, Ascomycota, Sordariomycetes, Glomerellales, Glomerellaceae. The transcript has 3 exons. The coding region runs from base 1 to 1053 and encodes 350 amino acids.
AUGGCGCUUCCCGCAAUCAAUUCCCUCGAAGACUGCUCCGACUGGGCCAAGGCCGCAGAGCCCUUCAUCCCGCAGCUACUCGACCUGCCGCGCCGAAUCGCCGCGAGCCCGCAGUCCCUGCCGCAGAUCUACCUCGAGACGAACCCGCUCGUUUCCGGCUUCGCCUUCUCCCUCCUCAUCGGGUUCGUCGCGUUGGGAGUGUCCGAGUACCACAGGAACUACUCCCAGAUCGACCGGUUAUGGAGUCUCUUGCCCAACUGGUACGUCCUGCACAUGGCUGCCUGGGCGCACCUGAACGGGGUACCGUCACACCGAUUGAUGUUGGCUGGAGUCGCGACAACUCUCUGGAGCGCGCGACUGACCUUCAACUACUGGCGCAAGGGCGGAUAUGAACGUGGCAGCGAGGAUUACCGAUGGGAAAUCGUCCGCAAAUACGUCCCAGCAUUCGUAUUCUUCGUCUUCAACGUGACCUUCAUCUCGUUCAUCCAGUCCAUUCUCCUCUUCGCCUUCUCUGCCGCCCCGGCCUACUCCCUCCUCCUCGCCAGUCGUAUUGAGCCCGGGAUCUCCGCCGCCGACUGGUCCUUCUUCUCUAUCAUCGUCGGCCUUGUCGUCAGCGAGUACAUUUCCGACGGCCAGCAGUGGGACUACCAGACCGCGAAGCACGCCUACAUGAAGGACUCUAAGGUGCCUCGUGGAUGGGCGCAGGGAGACCUUGACCGCGGGUUCGUGACAAACGGCCUGUGGGCGUACAGCCGUCACCCCAACUUUUUCGCUGAGCAGAUGAUCUGGUUCGUGCUGUACCAGUGGAGCUGCUACGCGACCAAGGUGCUCUACAGCUACACCUUCGCCGGUUCUGCGUUCUUGAUUAUGCUGUUCCAGGGCUCGACUUGGCUCACGGAGCUGAUUACUUCUGGCAAGUACGCCGAGUACAGCGAGUACCAGAAGCAGGUUGGCAUGUUCAUGCCCACGUCACUCUUUGGCUACCGCAAGCCGCAGCCCAAGGUUAUCAGGACAAGCGAGUUGGCGAAGAAGCAGACAAAGAAGGAGAGGUAG